Lates calcarifer (barramundi perch) is the source of this 3795-nucleotide messenger RNA. RefSeq names its product olfactomedin-like 2Bb (gene olfml2bb). The transcript has 9 exons. NCBI's taxonomy places the organism in Eukaryota, Metazoa, Chordata, Actinopteri, Centropomidae. The record is from RefSeq and is a predicted model, not a curated record. The coding region runs from base 676 to 2928 and encodes 750 amino acids. Gene Ontology annotation, biological process: signal transduction.
CACAGUCUUCCUCCAGUCUUCUUGGUUAUGAUGUGAUGAACUCUGCACACCUGGAUCUCCUCUCUGCAGAUCCUCUCAGGCUCUGUCAGGUUGGACGGGGACCGUCAGUGGACGGCCAGUUUCAGCUCUGUCUACAGAUGGUGGACUGGGUUCAGGUCAGGACAUUGACAGACUCGUCCCUAAUCCACUGUGUUGUCUUGUCUGUGUGCCUGGUUUCCUGCAGACAGGACAGGUACUGGUACAGGGACACAUCAAAGGAAAGCCCAACAUAAAGUGUCUUAGUGAGGUUCUCUGUGGAUGGGGGAGUUGUCCUCUUGUUUCUCCGAUCAUUUUCAGAUUUUUCCUUUCAUUUGUCACUGUGUGUGUAGAAGCUCUGGGCUCCUCAGUCUGUCUGUGACACCACCUCCUGACUGCAGGACUCACACUGAGCUCUGCAGUGAAACGGAUCUGCCCGUUUGGAGGCGGAUCCGUCCCAGACUCAGCUGCUCUCAGGAUUCAUUCAGUGUGUUGGAGAUGUGGAGGAGCUUUUGAAGACCCAUUGGAUUGUGGUCUUGAAGCGUUUGGAAAGUCCGUAACGUCUCGGUGAAGUUUAAUGUAGAGAUCGGAAAGCUGCUUGUGGACCGGACCUGAUCAUUAGACCUGAGACCAUCUGGUUCACAGACUGUUGCAGGAGAAAUGUGGCGCACAUUGUCUCUGUUGGUUUUCUGUUGUGCUGUAAGUGGACUUGAUGUUCUGGACGCGGAGCCGUGGCGAGAGAAGACGCUGCAAACCGAAGCGACCGUGCGGGAUAAACCGGAGGAGGAUGCUCCCUCCGCGGCUCAGACGGAGGACAGUCUGCGGGGAGGAGAGCAGCAGUCCCCGGAGAGAGGAGCUCCCGCUGAGGGGACAGCGAAGCCUCUGGAGGAAGAGCUGGACAACCAGGAGAACAUCAUCAGCCAGCUGCUGGCUGAUUACGACAAAGUAAAGACUGUGACAUCAGGGUCCGACUGUGUGUGUCGCUGCAUUGUUCGACCAAUCAAACGCUCUGACUGCAGCCGCAUCCACGACAGCGACGCACCAUCACCGGCCCAGGAUUUCUACACUGUGGAGACGGUUACCAAGGGAACAGAUUGCAAGAAGUGUGUGUGCAUGGCUCCACCCUCAGCUGUCAACCCCUGUGAGGGAGAGUACAGGUUUAAAAAACUACAGGAGGCCAGCAAGGACGACAUCAAGCUGGCGACCAUCAUGGACCUGUUGGAGGGCUCUCUGUAUGGAAUGGACUUGUUAAAGCUCCACUCUGUCACCACCAAACUGCUGACCAGGAUGGACAACAUGGAAAAAGCCUUUGCCCGGAAUUUUACAGAGAGAGCAAGAGAGAAAGAACGUGUGAAGGAAAGACCAAAAGAAAAAGAGAAAGAAAAGAAGGCCCAGCAGAAAAAAAAGAAAGUGAAUGAUUUGGAUCAUGCGGGACAGAAAAAGUCACCUGCCUACACCAACAAGCAGAAAAAUUAUGAAGGUCAGCUGAAGAAGAACCAACAGCAAGAUGAUCUGGAUCAACAGCCAAGCAGGAAUAAGACAGGAACUCAAAAGCCAGUCAAAGAGAAGACAGAGCCAAGGCAGCCAAUCAAAGACAAGAACAACAUGGUCAUCAGGGGCAUGACCUUUUACAAGGCAGAGGAAGAGAGCUAUAAGGAGGAUGACAGAGCUACUCUACCUGUAAAUACUUCACUGGACUUACUGAUCUCUGACCAGCUCCCCCCUGGCAGGACUCUCCCUAUCCAGAAACCAGGACCUGCACCCACUGUUAGCACAGACCCAGACAACAAGGACCUAUCAAGGAGACAGAGUAGUUAUGCACCAACACAGCAACCAACAGAUCAUCCCACUACCACCCAACAAACUACAACUACAACCACACCCGCUCCCUCCAGCAUGAAACUGGAAACGACCACUACAACAAAACCAACAACAACCAAAGUCACAACCACUUCCCAACAAACUACAACUGCUAGAACUACUAUUCAGCCUACCACGCCUGUCACUCAACAAAGCACCUCAGCUUCAGAUCCCAAUAUAGGUCCACCCAAUGAUGAGUCUCCCACAGCAGAGUCGAAGCCAGGACCCAAAAGUCGACUCAGCUGGACAGAGAGCCCCGGUGACCAACCAAAGGCCACCAAAAAGCCUGUGGUGUGUAAGGACACCGUAGCCAGCCUCUCUGACCCAGUCCAGUACAACUCUUAUGGCCUGAGUGACGGAGCCUGGAUGAGAGAUGCCCGCGGACAUGGCAACGUCAUUUACCUGACCAGUGGUCACUAUAGCAACAACCUCCUAGAGUUCCGAGACAUGGAUACCUUCAAAUCAGGUCAGCCGAGUAACUCAUACAAGCUGCCAUACAGUUUCACUGGAACAGGCCACGUGGUGUUUAAUGGGGCUUUCUACUACAACCGUGCAUUCAGCAGGGAUGUCAUCAGAUACGACCUGAGACACAGAUACGUCGCUGCCUGGACCACACUGCAUGAUGCUUUACUAGAGGAGCAAGCUCACAGGACUCAGAGUGAAGUGGAGUUUGCUGUUGAUGAGUCCGGCCUGUGGUUACUCUACCCUGCUAUGGACACAGAGGGCUUUCACCAGGAAGUAAUUCUUCUCACACAUCUCCGCCCACGAGACCUUCAGCCAAUACGGAGCUUUCGCACAGGUCUUCGGCGUGGCCGCUAUGGAAACAGUUUCCUGGUUUGUGGCGUGCUUUAUGCCGUGGACAGUAUGGAGCGUCGUUACGCCAAUGUGACGUACGCCUUUGACACACACACGCUCACACACACCGUGCCAAGCCUUGCGUUCACGAACAUGCAUGAACACACCUCCCAGCUGGCGUACUGCCCACUGGACAAGAAACUGUAUGCAUGGGACGACGGACAUCAGAUGAUGUAUGAUGUCAUUUUCGCUUAUUAGCACAAGGAAUGGACACGAGAUGGAAGAAAGGGAUGGGUAGAUGGACGGUCAGUGAUUUGGCAUGUCCAGCCAGAGGCCAAACUGAGGCUGAGGACAGAAGAAAGGAGAUAAGAACUGAGCAGAUACCUGAUCAGUGUCUCAGUCUAACUGACCUCAGCUGCUGCUCUGCCACACUCACCACAGUCACUAUUAAACAGCCAGGGUCUCAUUUCCCACCUUUGAUCAUUGCGAGGGUUUUCUAAUAACAUUUCUAUGAACAGGACUACAUUUCUUCCAGUGUUUUCCACAGCAGCAGCUUCAGGGCUGCUUCCUCUGAUGUCAGCUCUCAGUGGAGACGAUGCUGAAUGCGCUCGAGGUAACCUGUAUAUAUAUACCUGUAUAUAUAAGUUUUAUAAACAACACAGUGAAAUGUUUUAUAAUGUUCAGUAUGAAAACAAACCAUAUUUGACCAUAUUUAUAUAUAAUUAUAUGAUAUAUAAAUAUAAUGUCAGGUCUUAUGUCUAAUCUCUACACAAUGUUCAGUUCCAAAGGUAAAAGCUGGUUCUGGCAAUGACAGAGGAUACAGAUACUUUACAUUUUAAGUGUUGCACACAGCGUCAAUAUCGUACCAUUCUUAUCAGUGUGUAAUGAAGCUGCAGCCUCCUCUCUGAUUGGAUCAAAGCCUGUACUGUAUGUUUUUAUCAUAUAUGUGUGUUUUGUGUGUUACCUUCUGUCCAGCAAUGAGAAUCUACAGUACAGGUAGAGCUUCAUCUGCCACUGAACUCAUUUAAAACACAUGCUCCUCAACAAGACAAGGUUGAUUUCAAUUGCUUUACUACAAGUUUGACUUUUUGUUUUUUUAAUUUAUAAUAAAAUGUUGCAAAAAGA